CAAAUUCUCCACGGGAAGAAAAGAAUGAUUGAUUAAAUCACGAAUUUGGUAUGAUGCUUAACCUGAACAUAAUUUGGGGUCAUAGUUGGCUGGUGAUUUGAGAAGGAAAUUUCAGUGCUUGUGUUAGUUUCAUGGAAUUUAAAAAGAAAAUAUAAUUAAUAAGCUGUAAAGCUUACUCGGGAAACAAAUGAAUUCUUGAUUACUAUUAUUAAUACGUAAUUGUCAACAGCUAAUGAGCGAACCUCCAUUUUUAAAUAAAAAAGAAAGUGAGAGCCAACAGAAAACUACUUUUAACUAUCCAUUAAUAAAAAUGGGAUAACGACCAGUGAAUGUUACGGCCUGUGGUGGUAAACAAGUGAACAUAAUCCAGUCGACGUGGUACCCCCGCUUCUCCCUUCAACCACAACGUCAAAUCUUUCCUCUUCCUUUCUACGCCUCCAUAGAAUUCAAAUUCAGAAGCUAUGAAUAUUCGUGUGUCUUCUUCUUCUUCUUCUUCCUCGUUUCCCACCACUGUCCACUGGCUCUCUCCUCUUCUUCUACCUCUACCUCCUUCAACCACCACCUCAGCAACCUCUUCUAAGCCCACGCGUCCAUUUCGCGUGCAAUUCACAGCCCACCAGCAAACUCAACCCACCGCCACUGAUUUAUCUCUCCCCACUAAUAAAAAGAGUAACGAUGAACAGACCCUUCUUUCACUCCUCCGCCAAAGAAAGACCGAUCAAGCCUGGGCCCAUUACUCCCAAUCCCCUCACCUCCCAACCCCUACUUGCCUAAGCCGCUUAGUCGCUCAACUCUCUUACCAAACCACUCCACAAUCCCUCACACGCGCUCGUUCCAUCAUCACGCGCCUCCGCAAUGAACGCCAGCUGCACCGUCUCGAUGCCAACUCCGUUGGCCUACUGGCCUCUGCUUCCGCAAAAUCCGGGCAUACCCUUUACGCCUCUUCCCUCAUCAAGUCCAUGCUUCGCUCCGGUUACCUUCCCCACGUUAUAGCAUGGAGCGCUGUCGUUUCGCGGCUCUCUACUGAGUCACCCUCAGAGUCGAUAAACCUUUUUGACUCUGUAACUCGCCGAGUCAGACGUUUCGCGGAUCCCUCAAUUGUUGCUGACUCCAAACCUGAUUCGGCUGCCUAUAAUGCUGUGCUUAACGCUUGUGCUAAUUUGGGGGACAAAAGUAAAUUUUUGAAACUGUUUGAUGAAAUGUCUGAAUGGGGUUGCGAAUCUGAUGUUUUGACUUAUAAUGUUAUGAUAAAGUUGUGUGCUAGAGCUGAUAGGAAAGAUUUGCUUGUGUUUGUGUUGGAGAGGAUUAUUGAGAAAGGAAUACGGUUUUGUAUGACUACUUUGCAUUCCCUCGUUGCCGCUUAUGUCGGAUUUCAUGACCUUAAAACGGCUGAGAAAAUUGUUCAAGCUAUGAGGGAAAGAAGGAAUGAUCUUUGUAAGAUUCUCCGGGAUGCGAAUUUGGAAGAUUUAAACCAAGCCGAGGAAGAGGAGGAUGAAGAGGAUGAGGAGGAGGAGGAUAGGAAAGAUUUGAGUCAAAAUGAGAGACAUGAUAUCGUAUUUGAGAAGUUACUUCCUAAUUCAAUUGAGCCAAAUAGUGAACCACCGUUAUUGCCAAAAGUGUAUGCACCUAACUCGAGGAUUUAUACGACUUUAAUGAAAGGUUAUAUGAACGCAGGUAGGGUUACUGAGACAGUGAGGACGCUAGAGGCAAUGAGGCAUCAAGAUGAUAAGGCUAGUCAUCCUGACCAUGUUGCAUACACAACAGUUGUUUCUGCUUUUGUGAAGGCAGGAUUGAUGGAUAGAGCACGAGAAGUGCUAGCUGAAAUGACAAGAGUUGGUGUGCCUGCUAAUCAGAUUACUUAUAAUAUUCUUCUUAAGGGUUAUUGCAAGCAGUUGCAAAUAGAUAAGGCGAAGGAAUUACUAAGGGAGAUGGCCGAUGAUGCAGGGAUUAAGCCUGAUGUGGUUUCAUACAACAUAUUGAUUGAUGGAUGCAUAUUGAUCGAUGACAGUGCAGGGGCUCUUGCAUUCUUCAAUGAGAUGCGGGAGAGAGGAAUUGCCCCUACCAAGAUCAGUUACACUACUUUGAUGAAAGCUUUUGCUUUGUCAGGUCAACCAAACUUAGCUAACAAGGUUUUUGAUGAGAUGCUUAGAGAUCCACGGGUGAAAGUUGACUUAGUUGCUUGGAAUAUGUUGGUUGAGGGAUAUUGUAGACUGGGACUGGUUGAAGAAGCGAAGAAAAUAAUCCAGAGAAUGAAAGAAGAUGGGUUUUACCCCAAUGUUGCCACUUAUGGUAGUCUAGCAAGUGGGAUUUCAUUGGCUAGAAAACCAGGAGAAGCACUUUUGCUUUGGAAAGAGAUAAAGGAAAGGUUCGAGAUGAAAAAGGAGGGCGAGAAUCCACAUUCUGGUUCUCCAUCUCCUCCGCCAUUGAAACCAGAUGAAGGGCUGUUAGAUACUUUGGCUGAUAUAUGCGUGAGGGCUGCUUUCUUCAGGAAGGCUUUGGAAAUUGUAGCUUGCAUGGAAGAGAACGGUAUACCACCAAAUAAGACCAAGUACAAGAAAAUCUAUGUGGAGAUGCAUUCAAGGAUGUUUACUAGCAAGCAUGCCUCACAGGCAAGGCAGGAUAGGAGAAGAGAAAGGAAGAGAGCGGCUGAGGCAUUCAAGUUUUGGUUGGGUUUGCCUAAUUCUUAUUAUGCGAGUGAGUGGCACUUUGAACCUAUAGACAGAUGAUUAUCCCUCUGAGUUUGUAAAACCACGUAAACAUUACUGUAUACUUACUAUUUUUAAUUCAAUGAAUGUAAUUUCUGAUGCAAAACAAUCGGUCAAGUGGUGUUUCAUGUAAGUAAUGAAUUAAACAAAUUUGUGAUUGGAGUCUACCUGUUUUAAUAUGAUGGUAUUUAGCAUCUCGAUCUUGAUAGGCUGGUACUGGUCUGUCUUGAGCUUCAGAGUUCAUACCUGAU
Molecule: messenger RNA, 2956 nt
Organism: Durio zibethinus
Lineage: Eukaryota; Viridiplantae; Streptophyta; Magnoliopsida; Malvales; Malvaceae
Gene: HCF152
Product: Tetratricopeptide repeat (TPR)-like superfamily protein
Molecular function (GO): protein binding
Source: RefSeq, a predicted model, not a curated record